Molecule: messenger RNA, 1368 nt
Organism: Penicillium verhagenii
Lineage: Eukaryota; Fungi; Ascomycota; Eurotiomycetes; Eurotiales; Aspergillaceae
Product: WD40 repeat domain-containing protein
Exons: 3
Coding region: 1-1368 (455 amino acids)
Biological process (GO): microtubule organizing center organization; nuclear migration; vesicle transport along microtubule
Cellular component (GO): nuclear envelope; microtubule associated complex; kinetochore
Molecular function (GO): microtubule plus-end binding; dynein complex binding
Source: RefSeq, a predicted model, not a curated record
AUGGGUGGGAGUAUUUUGACGCAAUCUCAAUCUAAGGAGCUACAUAAAGCGAUAAUUGGAUACCUCUCAACACUCAAUGCUUCCAAAACUGUCGCUUCUUUUCAUGACGAGCUUGGGCUGGACCUUAUCCCCCCAGACCACGCCACUAAACUUGCAAAAAUAUUAGAGAAGAAAUGGACGACAAACACACUGCUCCAAAGAAAGGCGGGAACCAUCAUUGACGACAAUCAGAUCAUGAACUUGGAAACCGAGGUAGAAAGAUUAACCCAAGAGCUGAAAUCAAAUCCCAAGGCCCCCCGUCAUAAAGAUCCAGAAAAUUGGCUCCCAAACCAACCAGUCCACACUCUAAAAUCCCACAAAGCAGCCAUCACAUCCGUCGCCUUCCACCCCACAUUCCACACCCUAGCCUCCAGCUCAGAAGACUGCACCAUCAAGAUCUGGGACUGGGAGCUAGGCGAACACGAAAAGACAUUCAAGGGACACACGAGGGCCGUGACGGGCCUUGAUUUCGGCGGCCCGAAGGACCACAUAGUGCUCGCGUCGUGCUCCAGCGACCUCACCAUCAAAAUAUGGGACCCCAGCACCAACUAUUCCAACAUCCGAACCUUAGUCGGCCACGAACAUUCCAUCUCGUGCGUGCGCUUCUUGCGGCCCGGCGAUAAGACUCUUGUUUCGGCUAGCCGCGACGCGUCGAUCCGAAUCUGGGAUGUCUUGACGGGAUUCUGUUUGAAAACCAUUUGUACAUCGGGCGAUUGGAUCCGCGACGUGAGCCCCUCUUUCGAUGGCAAGUGGCUGGUAUCUGGUGGUGAUGAUCAUGCUGCGACGAUCUGGAAUGUGGCUUCGGGUGAUGUGCAAGCUAUAUUGCGAGGGCAUGGGAAUCGUAUUGAAUGCUGCGCGUUCGCUCCUCCGACCAGUUAUUCUCAUAUUGUGGCGUUGGCGGCAGGGAAGAUCCCGCCUUCGGGGGCUGGGUUUGUUGCUACGGCUGGGAGGGAUAAGAAGAUUAAGAUUUGGGAUUUCAAUGGGUUGUUGAUCAAGACUCUAGUGGGUCAUGAUAACUGGGUUAGAGACCUGGUGUUUCAUCCUGGUGGUAGGUUUCUGCUUAGCGUGGGUGAUGAUCGAACUAUUCGGUGUUGGGACCUUGCUCAAGAGGGGAGGCUGUGGAAGACCAUCGAGGAUAUCCAUGGGGGUUUCGUUAGCUGUAUCCGCUGGGCACCUUGUGAGAUGCUAAGUGAUCCUCCACGCACAAACUCGUCGGUGGGGAGCUCAGGUGGUAUUGGAGGGACAGGGAAGGAAGUUAGGGAGUGUGGUGGUGUGCAAUGUGUUUUAGCUACUGGUAGCUCAGAUUUUAAAGUGCGCAUCUUUAUGUAA